ACCAGCACAUUCGGAACAUGCACCAUCAGAGUCACUGACAAAAUGAAAACAGUCUUAUUCAACAUGGUUCAAGCUAUAACAGUCCUCACUGUUUUGAAGAUGCUCACCAACGCUCAAACUACGUGCAAUCAAGGAUUAGGCCGAGUUAUGUACGAAAGACUCCCUGACCAACAAUUGCAAGGCUUCGACGAUGAUGUGGUGAGGGACACAGCGCCACCUUUUCGUGUUUUGGAACAAUGUCAGGAACUUUGUUUGAGAGAUAGAACAGCGACUAACAACCUGGUACGUGCUUGCACCUCGUUCGAUUUCCAGCCAGGAAGCAGGAUCGCGUCCUUUAGCGGAACGGUCGAAUACGAAGAGUCUACUUGCUAUUUGACGAGAGAACAAGCCCAUCCGGAAGGGAUAGGAAAUUUAGUCCUCGUACCAAACAGUGUCCAUUAUACAGAAGUUUGCCUUUCCUCGAGUAGAAUCGAACGAGAAUGUCCCAGCAGGCACUACGUAUUCGAACGACACACGAGGAAAAAAUUGAAACUCGCCGUCUCUGACAUAAAAGAAGUGAUAGCAGCUAAUAGGACCGAUUGUGAAGACAGAUGUUUGAACGAAUUCAAUUUUGUCUGUCGUUCGGUGACGUACGACGCGACUGCAAGGACAUGUUGGCUCAGUAGAUUCACAAGACGCUCCCAUCCUCAACUUCUUGAGGACGACCCGAAUUCGGACUAUCUCGAAAACACCUGUUUGAACGCGGAGAGGCGUUGCGACGGUCCGAUCAUUUUUGUGAAAGAGGAAAACAAAAGGCUCGGAGGUCCGUUUGAAGUGGACAUCUACUCUAACUUGUCUCUAAUCGAAUGCCAAGCGCAAUGUCUUCGGGCGGAAAAGUAUUUUUGCCGGUCGAUAGAAUACGACGAGCAGAUUAGAAGAUGUAUCAUAUUCGAGGAGGAUUCUUUAUCUCAAAAAGACGAUUUAAGGAUUAGCAGCAGCCCAACUCAUGACCUUUACGAUCUCGUCUGUCUCGACAGCCCGAAAGGGAGUGAAUUUUCUGAAAAUUCCGGCACUUCCCACCUCUUUGCGGAUGGACGGAGGCCUGACACGGCUUUCCAGAGGUACAGGAACAGCCGGCUGGGUGGAGAGUUCCAUUCGGAGAUAACAGGGCGUUCGUUGAGCGAAUGUUUAGACGAGUGCCUGAGGCAGGCCAGUUUUCAAUGCAGAUCCGCGGUUUACAGCGAUCGGUUUAGAAUCUGUCGUCUAAGCAGGUUCAACCAAAGAGACGGCCACAGGAUAAUCUACGAUGCUGAUUAUGACUACUAUGAAAACUUGAUGAAUUAUUAUCUAGACGGGGAAUCUCCAGGGUCUGCACCGCAUUAUAGGCCUGAUCCUCUCGGACAAGACACUUCCUAUCACGGACAAGGGCGGCCACCACACCUCGGGGGACAUUAUCCAAUCGGAGGUGGAGGAAUUAGCGGAGGUGCAAUAGGAGGAGGAGUAGGAGGCGGCGUCGGCGGGGGAGGCGGCGGUGGAGCUUAUUACCCUGGAGGACACUUUCCCAUUGCAGGAGAACCCGGCUACUGGGGACCUUUGCAAGGUCACGGACCACCUGAUCAUCCUUACGGCGGUAAAAGUGAAAGGGGUGGUUUCGGAGGUGGAAAUAAUCUUCUAGGACCCGGGGGCGGAGGUCCGGGCGGCAUAGGGUUUUUCAGCCCUCACGCUCCCCCGGGCGAACCGGGGAAACCUUUCAUUUCGCGAUGUGACGAAGCUGAUUCUUUCAAACAGGUCGGUAUAAGGCUACGUGCUAGACGGCAGUUUAUUAGGAGAUUCCUGUCUGUUCCGUCGUUGGUUAUCUGCGAAAAGGCUUGCAUGGAAACGCACGAAUUCGUAUGCCGGUCUUUCAAUUUCAGGGCUUCUCCGACUGCACCGUUCUCACCCCAAAAGGAGAACUGUGAACUUAGCGACCACGAUUCCAGAGAUCUCAAUUUGAAUAACCCGUCAUUUUUCGAAACAACUGGGGACUACGACUUUUAUGAAAGAUCCGCGGGGAGAUCAGGCAAUGGGGACUGUUUAGAUGUAAACCAAGUUUGCAGUGAAGACGGAAUGGAAUUUACUCUUAGGACUCCGGAACCUUUCAUCGGAAGAAUCUACACUUAUGGAUAUUACGAUAGAUGUUUUUACAGAGGAAAUGGUGGAACGGCAAAUGUCUUGAGAAUCAGCGGAGCCCAAGGAUACCCAGAUUGUGGAACGAUAAGGUAUGGUGAUGUCAUGACGAAUAUUGUUGUCGUCCAAUUCAGCGAUUUUGUCCAAACCGGGAGGGACAAACGAUACAACUUGACCUGUUUGCUGAGAGGGCCUGGCGAAGCGGUCGUCACAUCGAGCUACAUGACCGCGAAUUCAGGAAGUCCGAUUCCUAUUGAAUACCUACCGGCUGAAAAUUCGCUCAGCUCUCGUGUCCGCCUACUGAUCCUAUUCCAAGGAAGGCCGACCAACACUAUCGCAGUCGGCGAUCCACUGACUUUCAGACUCGAGGCGCAAGACGGUUACAAUUACGCGACGGACAUAUUUGCCACAAAUGUGAUCGCACGAGAUCCCUACUCGGGUCGCUCUGUUCAACUAAUCGACAGAUUUGGAUGUCCUGUGGAUAAUUAUGUAUUCCCCGGUCUAGACCGAUCAAGAGAAGGUGACGGUUUAGAAGCUCGUUUCAACGCGUUCAAGAUCCCAGAGUCGAACUUCUUGGUGUUCGAGGCGACAGUCAGAACUUGCCGAGAAGGGUGCCAACCGGCAUAUUGUACAGGACAUUCGGGAAAAAGCGAACCAUCUCUUGGAAGGAGAAGGAGGGAGGUGAGCAGCGAUGACUACCCCAAGGAAGUUAUCCCUCCCUUAAACGGUACCGACAAUGAAGAACAUGUUCGAGAAAUGAUAGAGGUUUUUGAGUCUCGCUAUGAAAUGCCGCAGCAACAGAAGGUGGAAACUCUAGAUGGGAAUGUCUGCCUUACCAAUAAGGAAUAUUAUACAUUAGUUAUGGCUUUGACUUUAGUUUUUAUUUCUCUUACUGCAGUUAUUAUUUAUUGGUUUUUAUGCUACAGAAAAAAAUGGAAAAUUAUGAAAAAAAAUAUUGCAACUGACAAUGCUUCUCACUAUAUUGACAAUCGGCCAAAUGUCUUUUCCGUUCUUAUGCCAACAACAAGUAAAUCAUUUUUAACUGGAAGAAGUUCUAGAUGUAUGGUAGAUGUAAACCCGACAAUCAGCGGAAGACACUUUGAAGACCCGAGUGAGCCGAUUUACACCGACCCAUCACUAUUUGAAAGAUCUAGAAGCUUAAGAAGUAUCGCUGUACUCCAAGAAGAACACAACAUACCUAAGGACAUUUAAAGGAAUAUUCAUUUACAUUUCAUAUUUACCAGCAUCCUUUAUACUUGAAUUCAUAAUUAUGAUAAAACGUAUACGAGCUUUCUGAUAAAUCUAGCUCUGGUAAUAUUUAAGGAAUUGGAUUCUGGAAAAUUAUAGAUAGAUAUGAAGAUUAUACAUAUACAAUAUUUAUUUUGAUUCCUCCUGCUAUGAAAUUUUAAUAGAGUUCCAGUGUACAGUGUAAAGUACCAGCAAUAAUUAGGCUUUUUUCAAAAAUUUUUAUAUAGUUUUAAUUUAAAAAAUGAACAUU
Molecule: messenger RNA, 3643 nt
Organism: Cimex lectularius (bed bug)
Lineage: Eukaryota; Metazoa; Arthropoda; Insecta; Hemiptera; Cimicidae
Gene: nompA
Exons: 21
Coding region: 43-3357 (1104 amino acids)
Source: RefSeq, a predicted model, not a curated record